Molecule: messenger RNA, 2994 nt
Organism: Didymodactylos carnosus
Lineage: Eukaryota; Metazoa; Rotifera; Eurotatoria; Philodinida; Philodinidae
Source: the annotation of a GenBank genome assembly
AUGGGUGUAAGAAAAAAGUUGAAGGAAAAGAUAUUUGUACCCAAUUCGAAUGAAAGUCCAACAGACUUUGCUGAACCAUUGUUGCAUGUAACAGAAACGGGCAAUGACGGUGAUGAGUCAGCCAUAUUUUUGGACAAAGUUUAUGCUAGCCUUAAUGAAUUUAAUGAACAACAUCGUCGAUUAGAUAAAAAUAAAAGUUAUGAAACUGACAUACGGAUGAUGGGCGGUUAUGCUGUUGAUAAUAUUGAAAAUAAAAGAUUUGUUGUUUGUCUUGAUGUUUAUUUUUAUUUGUAUCGUAAAAUAGAUGAAUACGCUAGUUCUAAUCGGAUCACUACACUUCUAAACGAAUCCGAUAAAUUUAAAAAGACAUUGUUAGUCCAUGUUUAUCAAACGUUUACAUCAACUGGAGGAUUAACACCAAAUUUAACGACAAAAAACGCAGAUAUAAUUCCAGAAAUAAUCGCUCGUCUGAUCACUGGCCCUGGUCACAAUAUCAUCGUCAACUAUCUGUCGUUUUCAUCGGCUUUUGAAGAAUUUUCAUUUGAUAUUCCAACCUUUAUUCAUUUAAUGACAUUGUCUGGAAGAUCUAGUUCAUUAAGCAACAUUUUCCACUAUGCGGAGAAGCUUGGUUAUUUGAGUAAAACAGAAUUUUAUGAACAGUAUCUUGAAUUAUUUGCCCGAGACGCACACAAAACUAAAGAUACGUCAAAUGAUAAAUUUAACGAUUUAAUGAAAUCCGCACUUAAUAAAUUACCAACAUUUUAUGAACAAUGUCGAGCAAAAUUUAUUCCCAUUUUAGAAACCAUUUUCUAUUCAUAUGUAGAAAUGCUUCCAAAUGCAACUAUUCCUCAUCUCGAUCUUAUUAAUCUACCACAUAUUGAUUAUUUUAUUCAAUACAAUAAUUCAAAUUUAUCACAACCUCAACUAAAAUAUCAGAUACAGACAACAACUAUACAUGGAUUUGUUCUACAAGCUCAUUCAACCGAAAUGCCAAAAUAUCUAGUACCAGAAGAUGGAACAUCACUUACAUUUCAACCUAUUAUUGCUUGGUUAAAAAUUUAUGAAGUAGCUAAUAUGGAUUUUUUGUUAAUUAGUCUGAAAGAAAUCGAAGAAAAUGAUAUGGAGUUGGUGUUUGUGAAAAAUUUGGUUAAAAGUCUUCUAGUUAAACUCAUACCACUAUCAAGUCAUUUACAACGUUUAUGUCGAUUGCUUAGCUGUUCAACAUCAUUCAUAAUAACAAAUCAAGAUGCAAUUAAUUUAAACAGAAAUGCUCAAGAAUUUAUCAAAAAAAUAAAACAAUCAUCAUCAGCUAAUACAUUUGAUGUCGGUGAAAAGUCGAUUGGUGAGAAACUGAUUAAAAUCAGUGGUAGACAACUAAUACAAUGGUCAUUAGCAUGCGAAAAUCAUCCUUGUGAUAUCCAGAUAUUACAUACAAGUUCAACAGCAAUCAAUAAUUAUCAUCGAAACAUAUUAUUUCGACAACAGGAUGUGCCGAUUAAUUCUUAUAUAUUGAAAGGAGAAUACGAAACGCAACGUGGAGGAAAUUUUAUAUUUCUAGUCGAUAAUCACAGUGGAUAUAUACCAAGAAAACUAUAUAUAUUUAAAAAUUGUUUUGAUGAACUUUAUAAUGAGCCACGACAAGUAACGACAAAAGAUGUAGCUAGUCUAUUAAGUAAAGAUGUAUUUAAAUUUAUUGAUAAAUUAUUAAUUGGUGAUGUUAGUUUAACUGAAAUGUUAAAUUUGAAAACAACAUUUUCUAAUGAUAGUAUUGAUAUAAAAUAUGAAGUUACAAAAUUAUAUUUAUCUCAAGGUAGUGAUGCUAAAAAUCUAAAAAGACAAAUCGAAAAAAUAUGUGAAUGGUUACAGAUAUAUCAAUAUUUUAGUUUUAUAUCAACAAUUAUUGACUGUAUUAAAUCUUUUGAAAUUAUUGAUGAUAAUAAUCAAUCAAUAACACAACUAGAAAUUGUUAGUAAUAUCGAAGAUAAACGUUUAAAACAUAUAUCAGAAUCAAAUGAAACAUCAAAAAUUAUAUUCAACGGAUUGGAUAACAGACAUUUACAAUUAAUUAAAGUAACAUUGGAAUGUUCAUCUGUUAUAAAAACGUUUAAAAGAGCUGCAUUAUAUAGUCCAAAAGGAAGAUUAAGAUUUCGUGAAUUACGUGAUAAUUUAACGACACAAUUUCAAUUACAAGAAAAAUUUAAUCUAAUAUUAAACGCUCUCAUUGUUACUUAUGCUGUACGUGAACCAUUUGUUGUAAACGCAAUGGAUGUUAAAGAGUUUUUUAAACGUCUAUUAAAUUUAUAUAAUAUUGAUGAAUCGAUUAAUCAAUUACAAAUUGUUAAUGAAAAUAUUCAAUUAGUUACUUUAUGGUUAGCAACAGAUGAAAUAAGCACUUUAGAUAAUGCAUUAAUAACAAUGGGACGAUUAUAUAAAAAUGGAAAAGUUGAUAUCCAUUUAAAACAUUUAAUUGAUGAAAAAUCCUAUUUUGAAUUAAAUUAUUAUAUAGAAAAAAUGCGUAAUAUAACAACAUUGCAUGAGCUUGAGAAUAAUAAUGCUCGUCUUUCUUCUCAAGAAGCAAAUCAAAGUGUUAUGAGACGUCAUAGUAGUAACGAAAUGGAAAAAAUUCAUUUUACAAUGUCACAAUCUGAUAUAAUUGAUCAUAAACGACAACUAACAUUUUGUAAUGUUGAUUUAAAAAAUAUUUCACAUAAAAAGUUGAUGCUUAAUGAACAGUUAGAAAUAUUAAAAAUCAUCGAAAAUAGUUUUUCUGUACUGAUUAGACUAGAAUCGGUAGGACAUCCACACUAUCAAAUGAAAAUAAUGUCUUAUGAUAUCAGUGACAAAAAUGGUGAUUUAUCUUCAAUAAUGCAAAAAGAAAAUGAACAACAACAACUGAAUACAACUGAUAUAAAUCAACUGCAAACGUGUUUAAAAGUUUGGAUCGAUAAUGUAAGAAGUCAAUUAAAAACUUUAGAAAUAACAUUAAAUAAUUGA